Eutrema salsugineum is the source of this 900-nucleotide messenger RNA. RefSeq lists its product as uncharacterized. The record is from RefSeq and is a predicted model, not a curated record. The transcript has a single exon. Gene Ontology annotation, molecular function: zinc ion binding; nucleic acid binding. NCBI's taxonomy places the organism in Eukaryota, Viridiplantae, Streptophyta, Magnoliopsida, Brassicales, Brassicaceae. The coding region runs from base 1 to 900 and encodes 299 amino acids.
AUGGGAGCAGACAGGGUCAAAGAUGCGAGACUACAAACCCUAAUGGCUGAAUUCGACCGACUCAAGAUGAAAUAUACAGAGUCAAUCGAUUAUUUCUCAGGAAAACUGUCUGAAAUCUCAUCAAAAUCUGCGGCUUUGGGAGUCACUAUUGAAGAACCAAAACUAGUUAAGAAGUUUCUUAAAAGCCUCACAAGAAAGAAAUACAUCCACAUUGUUGCAUCUCUUGAACAUGUAUUGGACCUUAAUACUACAAGCUUCGAAGAUAUUACUGGUCGACUAAAGGCAAACGAAGAACGUAUCUUUGAAGAAGAAGAAGAAACUCAAGAAGAUCAGACUAAGUUGAUGUGGAUGAAUACAGAGGCUCAAAAUCGAAACUUCAAUGGUGAAAACAGAGGCAGGGGAUGCGGUGAACGAUUUUACUCAAGAGGAAGAGGAUGUGGCCGUUUUAACGGUGAAAGAGGAGAUUCAACGAGGAAUGUUGAUCUAUCAAAAAUCACUUGCUAUCGAUGUGACAAACAAGGCCACUAUGCGUCAAGCUGCCCAGAUCGACUACUAAAGUUGCAAGAAGCCCAAGAAAAUACCGAAGAAGAAACCGAGGAUGUAGAUGAACUAUUAAUGCAUGAAGUGGUUUACCUGAAUGAGAAGAACUGCACACCAAGCAAAUAUAAAACUAACACCGAAGAAGAAUACAUAUGGUAUCUCAACAACGGUGCGAGCAAUCACAUGACUGGUGAUCGGAGGUAUUUCAUGAAACUUGAUGACUCUGUUACAGGGAAAGUUUGUUUUGGUGAUGAUUCACGAAUUGACAUCAAAGGAAAAGGAUCGAUAUCAUUCAUUGAUAGAAACGGGGACUCAAGAGUGAUGAACAACGUCUACUUCAUCCCAGAUUUAAGAUCAUAA